UUCUGUCCUGACCCCUCUGCAGCUCCGCAGGCCGCGGUCUCCGUGCGCUCUGGCUGAAUGGAGGCGGGCUCUCGCUGAUUGAAUCCAGCUGUUGUGAGAGGAGGAGGAGGGUGGGGGGGUCUGUGGAUUUUGGUAGGACCGUCGGAGCGGGGCCGGAACAGAACAGCCCGCUCGAAAAGCCAUUCCUCCAACAUUUCGGUCAAUGCGCCGACGCUCCAGCUCGACCAGACAGCGGUUCAUGCACACCUGGCGUCGGCUCUCGCGUAAAGGCGCGCAGUCGGGGGGCGGUGAGCGGUAGAGGUGCGGGGGACUGGGCAGGAUUCACGGGUCGUCUAAAACGAGAGCUCAAUAGAAACCAUCAAAUAUGCUUUUUGAUGUACGUGCCGUCAGGUUCUGUGCUUCUGCGAGGAUGUUGGCAGCCCUGGUGUUCAUUCUGCUUCGCAUCCAGCCCGGACACGGACAGACGUGCACACAAGGCUUCGACUACGACCGCAGGUCCAGGCAGUGCAUAGAUGUGGACGAGUGCCGGACCCUGCCGGACGCCUGCCGGGGAGACAUGCGCUGCGUGAACCAGAACGGAGGCUACCUGUGCAUCCCGAGGGCCAUGUACAACCAGCCCUACCGCCCGGAGCUCCCGGCGCCGCCGCAGCCGCUCUACCCGGACUCCUCCGCGGGCGUAUCGGACACCUUCCUCCCAGAGCCUCCCAGAUCCGUGGAGCCCAGCUACCCCAGGGUGGUCAGCACCGCGCAGUGCCUUCUGGGAUACGCUCUGGCGGCGGAUGGCACCUGCAAUGACAUCGACGAGUGCGAGACCAACUCCCACCACUGCAACCCCACGCAGGUGUGCAUCAACACGUCCGGCGGCUACACCUGCUCCUGCACCGAGGGCUACUGGCUGAUCGGGGGCCAGUGUCAGGAUAUUGAUGAAUGUCGCUAUGGUUACUGCCAACAGCUGUGUGCCAACGUGCCUGGCUCUUACUCCUGCUCCUGCAACCCCGGCUUUGUGCUUAACCCAGACAGCAGAACCUGUGAAGAUGUGGACGAGUGCGACGAGAAGCCCUGCAGCCACAGCUGCUUCAACACCUACGGCUCCUUCAUGUGCAGCUGCGAGGAGGGGUUCGAGCUGGCGUCGGACGGCACGUCGUGCAUCGACUUGGAUGAGUGUAGCUUCUCGGAGUUUCUGUGUCAGUACAGAUGCGUGAACACGGCCGGGUCUUUCUCCUGCAUCUGUCCGCCUGGAUACUACGUGUACGAGGACGGCAGGAGUUGUGAAGAUUUCAAUGAAUGUGACACUGGUAACAACACGUGUACAACAGCACAAGUGUGUUUCAAUUUCCAGGGAGGGUAUACAUGCCUGGAUCCUUUACAGUGUUCCCGUCAUUACGUUGAAGUUAGUGACAAUCAGUGCAUGUGUGCAGCUGAGAACCCUGCCUGCAGGGACAAGCCCUUCACCAUUCUGUACCGACACAUGGACUUGUCGUCGGGGCGCAGUGUGCCGACAGACAUCUUCCAGAUGCAGGCCACCACGCGCUACCCCGGCGUCUUCUACAUCUUCCAGAUCAAGUCCGGCAACGAGGGCCGAGAGUUUUACAUGAGGCAAACCAGCAACGUGAGCGCCACGCUGGUCCUGACCAGGCCCAUCAAGGGCCCCAAGAAGCUGGUGCUGGACCUGGAGAUGGUCACCGUCAACAACGUCAUCAACUUCCGAGGCAGCUCCAUCAUCCGUCUGACGAUAUUCGUGUCGGAGCACCCGUUCUGAGCGAUUCAAGCGUUCAACCUCCAAUAAAAGCGUCUUCCGAUAAAGACUCAUCGUCGAUCAGCUGAUGGGAAAACAUCCCACGCUCGAAUCCCCCCCCUCCCUUGUUUAAUGGACACCAAGCUAUUACGGCUGCAUAUGAACCUUUGACACUCGUGGAUCUUUUUGUAUAAUUUCUGCCGUCUCGUGUUUUUGAGUUGUCUGAAUUCUCCCAGCCUCCAGAUAAGCUGUGAACGUGACUUCAUGCUGUCCUCGCAUCACCGAGAUGAGACAGCAGAAGAGCUGGAAAUCGGGGCAGUAGCGUAACCGUGCAUAAUCAGUGGCAACGUUUGACGUGAUGUAACUCGCGGUCAUAAACUGAAUUAUUGAUCACAGCUUCCUUUUACAGCAAUAAACGUCUUCACCACA
Betta splendens (Siamese fighting fish) is the source of this 2164-nucleotide messenger RNA. It is a transcript of the gene fbln5, whose product is annotated as fibulin 5. Bases 365 to 1759 code for a protein of 464 amino acids. The transcript has 11 exons. Gene Ontology annotation, molecular function: calcium ion binding. NCBI's taxonomy places the organism in Eukaryota, Metazoa, Chordata, Actinopteri, Anabantiformes, Osphronemidae. The record is from RefSeq and is a predicted model, not a curated record.